CCCCCCCCAAACACCUGUUCAAUAAAUCAAUCAAAGAUAAUGAUUAAUAGUGUUUAUGUGUAAUAGAAUAUUUUCCCGCUCUUUUUGAAAAUGUAUGGCUGAUAGUUUCCCAUCCUCCCAGCUGUUCAGGCCCCCCAUAUUCAGAUAAUCAAUCAAUCAAGAAUAAUGAUUAAUAUUGUUUAUGUGUAAGAGAAUAUUUUCCCGCUCUUUUUGAAAAUGUAUGGCUGAUAGUUUCCCAUCCUCCCAGCUGUUCAGGCCCACCAUAUCCUGACAAUCAAUCAAUCAAGAAUAAUAAUUAAUAGUGUUUAUGUGUAAGAGGAUAUUUUCCCGCUCUUUUUGAAAAUGUAUUGCUGAUAGUUUCCCAUCCUCCCAGCUGUUCAGGCCCACCAUAUCCUGACAAUUAAUCAAUCAAGAAUAAUGAUUAAUAGUGUUUAUGUGUAAUAGAAUAUUUUCCCGCUCUUUUUGAAAAUGUAUGGCUGAUAGUUUCCCAUCCUCCCAGCUGUUCAGACCCCCAUAUUCUGAUAAUCAAUCAAUCAAGAAUAAUGAUUAAUAUUGUUUAUGUGUAAGAGAAUAUUUUCCUGCUCUUUUGGAAAAUGUAUGGCUGAUAGUUUCCCAUCCUCCCACCUGUUCAGACCCCCCAUAUCCAGAUAAUCAAUCAAUCAAGAAUAAUGAUUAAUAGUGUGUAAAAGAGAAUAUUUUCCUGCAUGAGAAUACUUUUACCCACAGCCAAACCUGUUCGGAGGCCCCUCUCUCACACACACACACACACACACACACACACACACACACAUACAGGCACGUACACGCGCACAGACAUACACACACACACACAGUCACGGUCCUGCUCACACACCCGCCAGCCCCCCUUAACCAAACAUUCAGUCUCUUGACUUCACACACACACACACACACACACACACAGUGAGACAUGUUCAGACACAAAAUUAUUUUAUUUAUCCGAGCAACCAAUAAGGAAUAAUUACGUGUAGAUACGUGUAGAUACGUGUACAUACGUAAUAUAACCACGCCCUUUAUUCAAUAAAAGCAGAGAGGUUACGGUACUCUACCAAACAUUCAACAGGCGGUGGUGUUUCUAACGUUACACGGGUAAGAGUUUAUAAGAUAUUGUUUAAUUCAAUUUAUAUAUUUUAUAAAACUAUAUCAUUAAAUAAUUAUUGUUUUAUUUGAUUUAUUCCUUAGCAAAAGAUCGCAAAACAUGGAUGCUCUUACAAACGCACCAAGAAAGGAAAUCGCAGGGUCUGAAAAGAAUCAUGUAUGGCCGCUAUCAGACGGUCGAUUCUUUGGAUUUCGUUUCCACGAUGAUAUGAAAUGCGUCACUCUGUGUAUCGGUCCAACAGUAAGAUUUGAGGAUGCGACCGUUUUGAUAACUCUUAAUGGAGAGGAAUGGCAUAGCUUCUCAAGACAUUGUUCAGUUUUUAACACCUAUCUCAUUUACAGAAAUUGUUACUGUAAACCGGAUUACCAUGAGAAAUUUAAUUUAACAUGGACACCCUAUAUACAAACCGGAACAAUGUUGCGUUCAUUCAAUCUAUAUCCGUAUUUAAAUGCCAAAUCGUACAAUGCCAGACUUACAAUUGUUCACGAAGUUACAAGUUUAUUAAAACAAAACAAUUUUUUUGAACAGGAAUGUAAAAUUGAAUUACAAAAUGAUGACUUCAACGCAAUGCAGACGUACUUUGCAAUAAUAGACCGUAUGUUCAUUGAGAGCAUCGUUGAAAAACAUUAAAUCUGAUACAGAAUUUCUGAGCUUCUGAAUGCGUUAUCAUCAGUAAAAACUGAAUAGUUUAGAGUGCAGUGUAUCUUAGUGUUUGAGUCUGUGUCAGCGGCAAGAUUUGUACCACGGCCUGCUGUAUUGUGUUUCUGAUCUUCCAGGACAGCUGCGUGACCAAUUAGUGAUUUCUUACUCAAGACUCGCAUGUGCCUGUCAAUGUAUAUAAACACGGAGUUUUCUUCAUACGGUCACAAACAUUUUCAGAGCUCAAGAAUCUCUUUCGUUGGAAGAUAAUGGAGUCUGGUAAGUUUGCUUUUGGUCUGGAUUGAAUAUAAAUAUUUUUAUUAUUAUUCAUACUGAUGUUAAUAUAGUAUGGUUAUUUAGAAUGUUGUAGAACGUAAUUAGAAUGUCAAAUAUAAUACAAUGUUUUUAAACCAAAUUAUAUUAUAGUAAUGUUUCGUUCUAUUCUUUUAAAAUAGGUAACAUUCAGAAAUGUUUUUAAUAGUUAUGUAAUAAUUCAACGUUCAGCAACUAUCAAUGCAACGAAACACCAGGGGUCAAUUAUAUCCAAAAACCUCCAACUCCAUACGAACUGACUGCUGAAACAAGAAGCAGAAGUCCCAUUUACAUCACUGAUACUCCGCCCAACAGCUCCACAAUUCCAGGGUGUGAUUCUCCUGCGUAUGCCAAUAACGAUGUAAUCCUGAACUCUCCAUCCUACUCCCCAACAAUCCCUAAUCGUGAAUCUGAUCAACAAUCCCCUGCGAAAGGUUAUCAGUACAGCCAUAAUGACACGCUUUCCGAUUCCGAUGUUAACGCCAAUGAUGAUCUGAGGGACGAUCUACGCGAUCUACGCCACCUUCACAAGUCUGUGUCUUUGACGUUCAAGAAACUCAUGCGCGUGAAAACACACGGGUCAAGAGUUCAAAGUAAGCAUGUUCAUGCAUUGUGUAAGAAACGUGUGAGCCUUUAUAUGAAUCAAUGUACUACCCUACUCAAUAAACACCAUGUCUAGGAAAAGGUGUGAUAAUUGUUUUAAUAUUGAAGCCAAGAGGUGUAAAAUCAGACAGGAAUCUGAAUAUGCCCCCAGCACAUCCGAUCAUUUAACUUGUGAAUGUGUAUCAGAUACAGAACUUACACUCAACUUACAGCAUGACCAUUUCCAUCAGUUAAACCAAAGUUUAGAUAGACUACGGAAUGAAUGUAAUCCUUCUGUAAUAGAAGCUGUUAAUCGGCUUAACGAAAGUUUAGCUUUAACGCCCGAUCGCAAUAAUGUUACGGAACAGUCUGUAACAACGCCUCAAAAUGUAACGCAAGAAUCAAACAUAGAUUUGUUUCACAAUCUAAACCAAAGUUUAGAUAGACUUCGGAAUGAAUGUAAUCCUUCUCUAUUAGACGCUGUUAAUCGGCUUAACGAAAGUUUAGCUUUAACGCCCGAUCGCAAUAAUGUUACGGAACAGUCUGUAACAACGGCUCAAAAUGUAACGCAAGAGCCGAUGGUUGAUUUGUUUCACAAUCUAAACCAAAGUUUAGAUAGACUUCGGAAUGAAGCGGAUAAUGAAAAUCAACAUUCACACACUUUGUCAUCUGGGCCUAAUCAAGCUUUCAGUGUAACAGUUCACAAUAACGAGAAUGUACAGGAUCAGAUAGGAUAUGGUGUAGAAGGUGAAAUACCGCAGGAUAUACAUGUAAACAGGAUAGACAGAUUCAACACCACAGAAAUUAGACGGCCUCUAAACUUUUCCUCAUUGGGAAACGUUGAAUCUUUCGAUGAAUUUUACAACUAUGUGAUGGAAGUUUUUAACCAAACCGUCGAGGUAGCAAAUGGUUAUAUUGGUCCGAAGGAUUCAGUAUAUGUGGAAAUUCAAGGAGAUUCGCUCAACGUUUCAGCGAGCGUUGAAGUAAUCGACGGAGUCAUAAACCCUAAUGAUAUUGUAACAAUGAUUGAACAAAGCAUGCAGAGCAAAUUUGAAAUUCUUUCCGACGAAACUCUACAAAUUGUGAUUCGAAUUGUACACCCGCCGCGCGGAGGCGCGCGCGUUAAGUUCUCACAAAUGUUCAAUUCAGAAAUUGUUCGGAACAAAUUGAAACAUCUGUUUGAUUUUCAAAAUAAAGACAACCUCUGUUUCGCCCUAUGUGUUUCCAAACUACUGAAUCCAGACCUAAACGAUUACCAAGUAGAGCACAUUGCAAAACGGUUACAAGCCGAUGUAGGGAUGUCUGAAAAUGACGCCGUUAGCUUUGCCGACAUUUCAUUGUUUGAAAAGUUACUCGAUUGUAAAAUCGUAGUGAUGUACAGGGAUGCUGUCAAAAAAGGGUACUCGUUUUUCCAAAACAGUACGAUACCUCACGAAAAAACAUUGUUCCUAUUCCUGCAUGAAAACCAUUACUACGGUGUUAAAAACCUUAAGGCUGUGCUGGGUACCGGGUACGUUUGUUCUCACUGCUACGCGGGGUAUAACGAUGAGAAUCAUCAUAAAUGCGAGUACAGAUGCAACGUUUGUCAGGAUAACGAUUGUCCCAAGCUUCCUAAAAAUACGGUGCAAUGUCAAGACUGUUUGAGGUUAUGUAGAACACCGUAUUGUUACGAAAAGCACAAGGUCAAAGACGACUCUGGUAAAAAUUUGUGUGAAACUAGAUUCUACUGUGCACAGUGUAACACCGUGCAGCACGGUAGAAAAGGGACCAGCAAACACAGUUGUCGCGCAAACCUAUGCCGUCAAUGCGGUGCUAAAGUAAACCCUGAAUUUGAACACGAAUGUUUUAUAACGCCUCUAGAAAAGGAAAAGAACAACAAAAAGUACAUUUUUUACGAUUUUGAAACCAAUCAAGAGUCAGGAAAUCACAUCGCAAAUUUUAUAUGUUGCAGUACUUUUAAGGGUAAAGUUUGGACGGCUGAAGGACCCGAUUGUGUUUCAGCGUUUUUUAAACGCUACCGUAGAAAGAAAUACAAAGGCUACACGUUCUUGGCGCACAACGCUAGAAGUUACGAUUCGUACAUUUUAUUGAAUCAUUUGGUCCGAGAGGGGAUCAACCCCGACAUCAUAGCGCAAGGUGGUAAAAUAUUGUGCUUUGAAGAUGUCGAGUUCAGACAGAGAUUCAUAGACAGUCUCUCUUUUCUCCCUAUGAAGCUGAGCGCGAUUCCCAAGGCUAUGGGAUUCAAGAAUGAAAAAAAGGGUUAUUUUCCUCAUUUCUGGAACACUCUUGAAAACCAGAAUUACAUCGGCCCAUACCCGGCAGCCAAAUAUUACGGUGUAGACACCAUGAUGGAUAAAGAGAGACAAGAGUUUUUUGAAUGGUACAAUACUCUGUCUGGCAAGGUGUUUGACCUCAGAAAAGAGUUGGCCGAUUAUUGCGUGAAUGACGUUCACAUUCUCAGAAAGGGGUGUUUAGCAUUCAGGGAGCAGAUAAUGAGCGGUACGGGUGUAGAUCCUUUCAAAUGCAUCACCAUAGCCAGCGUCUGUUUGAAAAUCUUUAGAACACAUUUUCUGACGGACAAUACCUUGGCUAUACCACCGCAUGAUGAUUAUAUCAGCAGACAGAAGUCGUUCUCAAACUCUGCUAUUCAAUGGCUCGAGUACCUCUCAGACAGAGGGAAAAUUCCGAUUCGACACGCUCUCAACGAAGGUGAAGUUCAAAUGGGUCAAUAUUUUUUAGACGGUUAUUUUACCGACGGCCACACGCAAAAUGCUUUCGAGUUCUUAGGAUGCUUUUUUCACGGUUGUGAUAAAUGUUUCCCUGCAAACGCGCGUCACCCUCUAAGUAAAAUUGGACAAACCUUCGAAGAUGUUAAACAACACUCUUUGCAAAAAAUUAAGAAUUUGCAAAACAUCUACAAUAUGCACGUUACAACAAUCUGGGAACACGCGUGGAACGAAAUGAAAAGGACAGAUCAGGACGUAAUAGCGUUUCUCAAACGUUUUGACUUUCCCGAGCGUUUGAAACCGAGACAAGCUCUUUUUGGCGGCCGUACAAACGCGUUACAUUUACAUUACGUAGCUCAACCCGGAGAGAGAAUCGAUUAUUACGAUUUUACAUCGUUAUACCCCUACGUAAACAAGACAAAAAACUACCCCGUAGGUCACCCAACCAUCAUUUUCCGCGAUUUUGAACCGUUGGAAAAUUAUUUCGGCCUCUUCAGAAUAAAAAUUUUACCCCCUAGGGGUCUUUGGGCCCCCGUUCUCCCUUAUAGGGUGAAAAACAAGCUUUUGUUCCCUCUGUGUAGGGUGUGUGCCGAGUUACAACAGCAGCAAUGUUGUAAACAUGCUGACGAGGAGAGGGCUCUUACGGGUAGUUGGUGUAGCGUGGAGGUUAUGAAGGCUCUCGAAAAAGGCUACAGAGUGUUGAAAGUUUUCGAAAUCUGGCACUUUCCUAAACAGACGCAUGAUUUGUUUGCCGGAUACAUCAACAGGUUUCUCAAGACAAAACAGGAGAGCUCAGGUUACCCGUCUUGGGUAAAGGACGAAUCUGAUCAAAAAGAAUACGUUAAAAGGUACAAGGAAAACGAAGGCAUAGAACUCGAUCCGUCUCGCAUAGAGGUUAACCAGGCCAAGAGAUCUGUGGCAAAGUUGGCGUUGAAUUCUUUGUGGGGUAAAAUGUGUCAGAGGUCUGAUAGGAUUAAUACUUGUCUAAUCAGCGAUCCCAACCAAUUUCUAGAGUUCAUGUUCUCGGACACGUACGACGUAAGUCACUUUUCUUUUCCGAACCCUCAGAUGGCGCUGGUUCAGUGGCGUUACGCAGACACCAGAUUCAUCAAACCGAGUAAAGCUAACGUGUUUAUCGGCAUAUUCACUACCGCUUACGCUAGACUCGAGCUGUACAAGCUGAUAGAUGGUCUGCAACAAAGAUGUCUCUAUACGGAUACAGACUCUGUCAUUUUCAAAAGUAAAGAUGGCGAUUGGAUGCCCCCCCUAGGCGAUUACUUAGGCGAGUUAACGAGUGAAUUGGAUCACGGAGAUCAUAUUGUGGAAUUUGUCAGCUCUGGACCAAAGUCCUACGGUUAUCGAACUCGUUAUGGGAAGACUGUAAUGAAGGUAAAGGGUAUAACGUUAAACUAUACCAACGCCAAAAUUGUGAAUCUGAGCUCUUUGAUAGAUCUGGUUGACAAAAGUGUGAAAAGCCCCGACUGUACCGACGAAAUUAUGACGUCCAACAAUCAAAUCGUCAGAGAUAAAAGAGGUUUUCACUUGAAAAACAAAUCACAAACUAAACGUUUCCGAGUAGUGUACGAUAAACGCGUUCUAUUACCGGAUAGCGCCACAAUUCCUUACGGAUAUUAAACAUUUACUUUGCUGAAAAAAUAAUGGCCGUACCUAACUCGUUCGAUGCUAGACUUCAACUUCCUUUUUCUUGUAUAGUUUGUGGACCCAGCAAUAGCGGAAAAUCUUUUUUCAUCAAAAUGUUACUUGAAAAUUGUACGGACUCAAUGUCUAAAAUUCCGGACCGGAUUGUAUGGUGUUACACUUGCUGGCAACCCCUCUACGACGAGUUGAUGGACAAACUAAACAUUUAUUUUGUUCAAGGUAUACCCGAAUCAUUGUGCGACGAUGAACUUUUCCCUCCGCACAAAACAAACUUGUUGGUGAUUGAUGAUUUGAUGGAGUCCGCUAGCAAGAGUGAGGAAGUAGAAAAGGCUUUUACAAAAUAUACCCACCAUAGAAACCUCAGCGUGAUCUAUUUGGUUCAAAAUUUGUUUUUUCAAGGGAGAAGUAGCAGAACUAUAAAUUUAAAUACCAAUUACAUGGUGCUUUUUAAAAAUCCUAGAGAUAAGCUACAGAUCAACGUGUUGGCGCGUCAGAUGUACCCCCGUAACAGCAAGUACUUUUUAGAAUGCUUUCAAGACGCUACCUCUAGAC
Astyanax mexicanus (Mexican tetra) is the source of this 7587-nucleotide messenger RNA. RefSeq lists its product as uncharacterized. Bases 2740 to 7011 code for a protein of 1423 amino acids. The record is from RefSeq and is a predicted model, not a curated record. Gene Ontology annotation, biological process: DNA replication. The transcript is spliced from 7 exons. Gene Ontology annotation, molecular function: nucleotide binding; DNA-directed DNA polymerase activity; DNA binding. Lineage: Eukaryota; Metazoa; Chordata; Actinopteri; Characiformes; Acestrorhamphidae.